Lycium ferocissimum is the source of this 778-nucleotide messenger RNA. RefSeq lists its product as uncharacterized. The transcript has 6 exons. The record is from RefSeq and is a predicted model, not a curated record. NCBI's taxonomy places the organism in Eukaryota, Viridiplantae, Streptophyta, Magnoliopsida, Solanales, Solanaceae. Gene Ontology annotation, cellular component: histone acetyltransferase complex. Bases 110 to 544 code for a protein of 144 amino acids.
ACCGAAACGUCAACGUUGUCCAAGAUCGGAACGGGUUGAGAAGGUGCCACCAGAAACCUAUAUAAACAGUUUCUUUAUUUCUUGAUCUCCCUACAAACAUUUCAUUUCAAUGGAAGCCGAAGGGCAACGAACAUCCUCAAACCCCUCUGCAGUUCUUGCUGCUCUGUUGUCUAAAAGAGCCAAACUUCAUGAUGAUCUCCGAAACCUAGAAAAACAGGUUUAUGAUAUGGAGACUAUUUACCUACAGGAUCCUAGUCAAUGUGGAAAUGUACUAAAAGGUUUUGAAGGAUUUUUAUCUUCGUCUAAGAGCACCAGCUUCUUGAAACGAUCCAGGAAGUUUCAACCUGAAGAUAGGCUCUUUUCUUUAUCGUCUGUCACCUCACCGGCAGCUGAGGAACAAGCUCUUGGUCGGGAUGGUGGAGGGAUGUCUGCCAAUGGACAAGGUAGACAAAGGAAGGGCAGGGGAGGUCCAAGAGAUGCAAAGAGAAUGAGGCAUUCAAGUGAACCAGACUAUGAUUAUGAAGAUGAUCCAGAUCUAAUGUAAUUUGGACAUUGAUAAAAACAGUAGGUUGGUCGAUUUGGAAUGAUGACAUUGGUCGUUUUUAACAUGUACAAAAUAUUUGGCUGCCUAGAAUUGUAUUUCCUUAGUAUUGGCUGGUCGUUGUGUCCUAGUGAGUCCCUCUGGGACAUCCGGAAAAGAAAGCUGUAUUUCAGUGAGUAUUUUUCUCCUUCGCUAUUAUAUAUACUAGUAUAUGUUUUUGACUGCAGCAUCAAACAU